Molecule: messenger RNA, 889 nt
Organism: Arabidopsis thaliana (thale cress)
Lineage: Eukaryota; Viridiplantae; Streptophyta; Magnoliopsida; Brassicales; Brassicaceae
Exons: 1
Coding region: 1-753 (250 amino acids)
Source: RefSeq, marked reviewed
AUGAAAACCUCCAUCGUGCUUGUAGCGGCAGCUUUUCUUUGUCUUGUGGCUUUUCCGACCACAACCGUCGGAAAAUACUGGCCAAAAAUCGAAGGAUGGCCAAACCCGUCUGAAAUCACUAGAAACGAACUGAUGCUUUUGAACACUGGCCAUAGUUUCGGCUAUGGAGAUUCCAAAGUCUGGAAAUGUACUUAUAGCAACGGAUCUGCUCCUGCCAUUUCUAUUUCUCCAUCAACGCCGAUUCCGUCAACUCCAUCAACACCGUCUCCUCCUCCUCCAGCUCCUAAAAAGUCUCCCCCACCGCCAACGCCAAAGAAGUCUCCAUCUCCGCCUUCAUUAACACCGUUUGUUCCCCAUCCAACGCCCAAGAAGUCUCCAUCUCCGCCUCCAACACCGUCUCUUCCACCUCCAGCGCCCAAGAAGUCUCCUUCAACACCGUCUCUUCCACCUCCAACACCCAAGAAGUCUCCACCUCCGCCACCAAGUCAUCACUCAUCAUCUCCAUCAAAUCCACCUCAUCAUCAACAGAAUCCAUGGGAACACAUCGAGAGAUGUAUGAUAAACAUGGGACCUGUUGGGAUGUGUCGGAUGCAGAUGGAAGUCAGUUUCUACACGAGGUUGUUUCAAGUUAGUGACUAUUGUUGCAACCUUGUUGUCAACAUGAAAAGUGAAUGUGACGACGUCGCUUGGGGAUUCUUCAACGACCCUUUCUUUGUUCCUCUUGUUCGUUACACUUGCCAUGUCACCUGCUAGUUUCUCUUCUUCUUUGUUUGUUCUUGAUUAAUUAGGGUUUUUUUCUUUGAUUAUUUGUUUUUCGUUUUGGUUCGUUUAGUCAUGCGAUAUUUGUUGCCGUUCAUAUCUGAUGAACGGAUCUUUUGUUAAGGUUUAA